Molecule: messenger RNA, 973 nt
Organism: Malurus melanocephalus (red-backed fairy wren)
Lineage: Eukaryota; Metazoa; Chordata; Aves; Passeriformes; Maluridae
Gene: GATC
Product: glutamyl-tRNA amidotransferase subunit C
Exons: 4
Coding region: 156-569 (137 amino acids)
Biological process (GO): glutaminyl-tRNAGln biosynthesis via transamidation; mitochondrial translation; regulation of translational fidelity
Cellular component (GO): glutamyl-tRNA(Gln) amidotransferase complex; mitochondrion
Molecular function (GO): glutaminyl-tRNA synthase (glutamine-hydrolyzing) activity
Source: RefSeq, a predicted model, not a curated record
GGCGCUCAGCGGUUCCCUGAGGCGCUGAGCGGUUCCGUCCGGCACUCAGCGGUUCCGUCCGGCGCUGAGCGGUUCCGUCCGUGCUGAGCGGUUCCGUCCGGCGCUCAGCGGUUCCCUGAGGCGCUCAGCGGUUCCCUGAGGCGCUGAGGGGCGCGAUGCGGGCGCUGUCGCUCGGGCGGUGGCUCCGCGCCUGGCGGGUCCCCCCGCUCCCGGAGAGGUGGCACAGCACGCUCCCGCCGCAGCAGAAAGUGUCGGUGGAAGUGCUGGACCACUUGGAGCACCUGGCCCUGGUGGAUUUCCGGGAUUCGGAGGGCGUGGAGCGGCUGCAGAAAGCGAUCCAGUUUGCUGAUCAGCUUCAUGAAGUGAACACCGAUGGCGUGGAACCGAUGGAUUCAGUGCUGGAGGACAGGUGUCUGUAUCUCAGAGARGAUGAUGUGACAGAAGGCAACUGCACCAAAGAGCUGCUGGAAAAUGCCAGAGAGAAAGUAGAGGAAUAUUUUGUAGCUCCACCAGGUAACAUCCCUUUACCAAAGCUGGGAGAACGAGACUCUUUUCUGCAGGGCUCUUAGUGACAGCCCAGAGCCCAAAUGSGCUUUCAGUAUUUUAUUUGGGAAAACAAAGUUUUGUGCAGUCACAGCUGAAGUAACCUGGCACGUAUUUUGGUCAAAAAAAGAGUGUUUGCUAGACAACUUCCAGAAAAAAAGAAGGUGUAAAAGUUUGGUAGUGCUGCUGAAAUAUUCAGUGUCUGUGACCUGGAAGGCAGCAUGGCAGAUGACUUUAGUGCUUUUAUUUAGCAAAGUGAAUUUGCUAUCUGGAAGUGAGMGUAAACCCUUGUUCCACUCUUAAUUGUGCAAUUCAUUAUUUUUUUAAGGAUUYAUAAUAUGCUCCUUUACAUAUAUGCAUAAAACAUGUAAAUACUAUGAUACUUGAAUUCUUUCAAGUGUAUUGAAAUAAAGCCUGUAUUUAACACCAC